GGAUGAUACAUGAAUGAAUAUAAAUAUUUUCUUGUCAUUUAAAUUUGUUGUCCAUUUUGGUCCAUAGUGUUAGGGGGCUUUAAUCUCAAUCGAACCAACUUUAUGUCAAGAGAAAAGCCUAGCCCAAAUCCCAAAUUUUAAGGUUAAACGCUACUUUGGCUGCUGCUAUAAAAAUACAUAGUGAACGACGAACUCGAAUUAUCGUCACUGUCAUCGUCACAGUCCGAGAGAAGGUUCAAGAGCACCUGCUAGGAUUAACAAGGAUCAGGUGAGUUCCACAUUACAUUCACAAUCACUUUUCAUUACCAAUGAUUUAUAUGUACACUAAAACACUCUUAGUUGUUCGUUUUAGAUGCUCUUCUCUUUUCGAUUCAACAAUCCAUAAACUGUAUGCUCUUCAAACCCAUCAUCCACUUUCUUCAUCUCUCAAAUCGAUCUCAACUUCCACUAAUCAACGCUCUUUUACAGUCGAUUACCUCAUCAAUUCAUGUCGGUUCAGUCCAGAAACUGCUAUUUCUACUUCCAAGAAAAUCAAUUUUAAAACCCUAGACCAACCAGAUUCAGUUCUCAACUUCUUCAAGAACCAUGGUUUCAGCAUCACCCAGAUCUCAACUCUCAUCAGAAAACGCCCAGAACUUCUCUUAUCGGAUCCCAGUAAAACCCUUUUGCCCAAAUUCGACUUCUUUUACUCCACUGGCAUUUCCAGCACUGACCUCGCCAACAUAGUAUCCACUUGCCCAACUUUAUUGAUACGAAGCUUGGAGAACUAUAUCAUCCCAUCUUUCACUUUGUUCAUUAAUUUAUUUAAUUCAAAUGAUAAGUUUAUCGCGGCCGUGAAACGAUUUCCUAGGAUUGUAGAGCGCUAUUGCAGUGCUAUUACAUUCUCCAACAUUGAAAUCUUGAGACAACAUGGUGUGCCAGAUUCCAAUAUUGUGUUCUUGCUCACUUCUCACAAUUGGUCACUCAGCCUCAAGCCUGAUAGAUUGAGUGCGGUAGUGGAGGAUGUUAAGAAAAUGGGUUUCAACCCUUCAAAAGUCCAGUUUGUUAUAGCGGUUCAGGCAUUGAAGUCAAUGAGCAAAACAACAUGGAAAAGGAAGAUAGAGGUUUAUGAGAAUUGGGGUUGGUCUGAGGAAGAAACAAUGUUGGCUUUUACAAAAUAUCCGUGGUGUAUGAUAAUAUCGGAGGAGAAGAUAAUGGCGGUGCUGAAUUUUUAUGUGAACACAAUGGGUUGGGAGUCUUCCCUAAUUGCCCAUCGUCCACAAUUAAUGUCAUUCAGCUUGGGUAAGAGGAUAAUUCCCAGGUGUUCAGUACUUCAAGUUUUGUUGUCAAAAGGUUUGAUCAAGAAACCCGUUUGUGCACUGACAUUGUUGAGGUCUGGGGAGAGUUUGUUCCUCAACAAGUAUGUGACCUGUUAUGAGGAAGCUCCUCAGUUGUUGAAACUAUAUCAAGAAAAAUUACAUGGUCAUGAAUCAUGAUUGUGACAGUAAGAGGAAGCUUCCUAACUGAAGUGGUUUACACAUCCCCUGUUCUUGCUUUCAUUUUCACCCUCUUAUUUGACAGCGCCACCUUUUUCAAUUAGGUCGUCCACAAUUAAUGUCAUUCAGCUUGGGUAAGAGGAAAAUUCUCAGGUGUUAACGCACAUACAUUGUUGUAUUACUCAGAGAGUUUGUUCCUUAAGAAGUUUGUGACCUGUUAUAAGGAAGCUCCACUAUUGUUGAAAUUAUAUCAAGAAGAAUCGGAGCUUUCAUGAUUGUGAAGGUAAGGGUGGAACUUGUCAGUAACUGAGGUGUCUUACACGUCACCUGUACUUGCUCAGAUGCUCUCAUUUCCAACCUCUUCUCUCAGGGCACCACCUUUUCGGAUUAGUUGUUGUGCUGCACUUUUAUGUCUUAUAUUAAUCAUGUAUGAUUUAGCUGAAUUAUUAUUGUUGUUGUUGUUGUUGUUGUUGUGUGUGCAACUAACUAAAUUAUUGUCAUGUUAUAGGUAGAUUGCUGAUUUAAUUCAAUUCUACUUACUAAGCAACUGUUGUGGGAUUUAGUAAUAAUCUGCGCAUUGCUAUUCUUCAUGUU
Molecule: messenger RNA, 2069 nt
Organism: Cornus florida
Lineage: Eukaryota; Viridiplantae; Streptophyta; Magnoliopsida; Cornales; Cornaceae
Product: transcription termination factor MTERF6, chloroplastic/mitochondrial-like
Exons: 3
Coding region: 309-1475 (388 amino acids)
Biological process (GO): chloroplast organization; regulation of DNA-templated transcription
Cellular component (GO): chloroplast
Molecular function (GO): double-stranded DNA binding
Source: RefSeq, a predicted model, not a curated record